This is a messenger RNA of Microthlaspi erraticum, 258 nucleotides long. The record is from the annotation of a GenBank genome assembly. Lineage: Eukaryota; Viridiplantae; Streptophyta; Magnoliopsida; Brassicales; Brassicaceae.
AUGCAUGUUUGGUCCUUUGAAAUAGGUCUUUUGGAGCAUUCUGGAGCAUAUGGGACAAAGGAGCAUGGAGGGACUUGGCACAUGGAAGCAGCUCAACUGGAUACGCAAAGGAAGAAGGGAGAAGCCAUCUUGAAGACCAGCUCGACCGUCCACUCGACCAACCGGUCGAGUUCCUCAACUCGGCCAAGCUUCAACUCGAUCGAGCUGGAAGUCAAAGUCAAACCCGAAAAAUGUUGCUUCCCCCUUGACUUCCUUUGA